Molecule: messenger RNA, 5741 nt
Organism: Leptonychotes weddellii (Weddell seal)
Lineage: Eukaryota; Metazoa; Chordata; Mammalia; Carnivora; Phocidae
Product: cyclic AMP-dependent transcription factor ATF-7
Biological process (GO): regulation of DNA-templated transcription
Molecular function (GO): DNA-binding transcription factor activity
Source: RefSeq, a predicted model, not a curated record
CCCUGGCCGGACGAGAAGAAAGUAUCUGCUCCUCUGAGGGGGGAAAGAAGGAGCUGGAGACAGAUUGUGGGAACGAACGCGGGCGGGCGGGAGGCGACGGAGCUACCAGCGGGUGAGUUCUUUUAACAUUAACUAGUCCAUGAUCUGGCGGAGUCUCUCUUUCAACUCUGGCCACUCUCAGUGUCCCAGGCCGGGGUCUGCCCUCCCAGUCGGUGUUGGACGGGGGUGCUGAGGCGGUGGCCAGGCCCUGUCUGAGGAAGUGGGUGGGGCAUGGACUAAUGCCGACCAAUAAAAGAGAAGGAAGCUACGAUUGGCGGCGAUGAACACUAAUGAGAGAUCGUCUUUACCUUGCGGAGUGCCGCCCCUCUUCUCUGCGUCCUACCGCCUCCUUCCUCUGGGGGAGAAGGCGGGGCCAGAGGCCUGAAGUGUGGGGAGAACUUGGGCUCCGCUCUGCUAUAUGAAAUAUGGGAGACGACAGACCAUUUGUGUGCAAUGCCCCGGGCUGUGGACAGCGAUUUACAAACGAGGACCACCUGGCAGUUCAUAAACACAAGCAUGAGAUGACAUUGAAAUUUGGCCCAGCCCGAACUGACUCAGUCAUCAUUGCAGAUCAGACUCCUACUCCGACUAGAUUCCUGAAGAAUUGUGAGGAGGUGGGGCUCUUCAAUGAAUUAGCUAGCUCCUUUGAACAUGAAUUCAAGAAAGCUGCAGAUGAGGAGGAAAAAAAGGCUGCUGCUGGGCCCCUUGACAUGUCUUUGCCUUCCACACCAGACAUCAAAAUCAAAGAAGAAGAGCCAGUGGAGGUAGACUCCUCCCCACCUGAUAGCCCUGCUUCUAGUCCCUGCUCCCCGCCACUCAAGGAAAAGGAGGUGGCCCUAAAGCCUGUCGUGAUCUCUACCCCCACACCUACCAUCGUGCGCCCUGGCUCCCUACCUCUCCACUUGGGCUAUGAUCCACUUCACCCGACCCUUCCCUCCCCAACUUCUGUCAUCACACAGGCUCCACCAUCUAACAGGCAGCUGGGGUCUCCCACUGGCUCCCUCCCUCUCGUCAUGCAUCUUGCGAACGGACAGACCAUGCCUGUGCUGCCGGGGCCUGCGGUACAGAUGCCUUCUGUUAUAUCGCUGGCCAGACCUGUGUCUGUGGUGCCCAACAUUCCUGGUAUCCCUGGCCCACCAGUUAACAGCAGUGGUUCCAUUUCUCCCUCUGGCCACCCUAUGCCAUCAGAAGCCAAGAUGAGACUAAAAGCCACGCUAACCCACCAAGUCUCCUCAAUCAAUGGUGGGUGUGGAAUGGUGGCGGGUACUGCCAGCACCAUGGUGACGGCCCGUCCUGAGCAGAGCCAGCUCCUCAUCCAGCACCCUGAUGCCCCAUCCCCUGCCCAGCCACAGGUCUCACCAGCCCAGCCCACUCCCAGCACGGGAGGGCGACGGCGACGCACAGUGGAUGAAGAUCCUGAUGAACGGCGGCAGCGUUUUCUGGAGCGCAACCGGGCUGCAGCCUCCCGCUGCCGUCAAAAGCGGAAGCUCUGGGUGUCCUCCCUCGAGAAGAAGGCAGAGGAACUCACUUCUCAGAACAUUCAGCUGAGUAACGAAGUCACGUUGCUACGCAAUGAGGUGGCUCAGUUGAAACAGCUACUGUUAGCUCAUAAAGACUGCCCGGUUACUGCACUACAGAAAAAGACCCAAGGCUAUUUAGAAAGCCCCAAAGAAAGCUCAGAGCCGACGGGUUCUCCAGCCCCUGUGAUUCAGCACAGCUCAGCAACAGCCCCUAGCAAUGGCCUCAGUGUUCGCUCGGCGGCUGAAGCUGUAGCUACCUCGGUCCUCACUCAGAUGGCCAGCCAAAGGACAGAACUGAGCAUGCCGAUACAGUCGCAUGUGAUCAUGACCCCACAGUCCCAGUCUGCGGGCAGAUGAUGCCUCCCCUGGUGGAGAGGUCCCCAGUCAGAGCUCGCCCGCCCGAGAGCCAAGAGAGAUGUCAUCUUAUCGCCUCCCGUCUGCCUUGGACAUGGCAACAUGGGGGGGGGGAAAUUGUGUGUUGUGAGUAACGGACAGAUGCGGGGCUUUUCAGCCACAUGGUCAUGUACAUUAAUACCUGUACUAGGAGCCUCCCAGCCCCAGAGCCACAUAGAUCAUCCCCUACGGGGGCAGUUUCUGAUGCACCCACAGCCAAAGGCCUUUCCAGAUGGUCCGAACAAUCACCCCUGCCCGUGCAUGUGUACCUGUCUCUUUUAACACUAACCCUUGCACUGCUAGAUUUUGGGUUUCUCAGUUCCCUCUCUUCCCACUAAGCCAUGGCUGUUACCUUCCUGUUCCUUAGCAGCACGCCACUUCCUGCUAGGUAGAGGGAGGCUAGUAUUGAUGGCAGGUCACCCGCUGGCCCGCCCCAGCCACCCAGUGGGCUCAGGACUUGAUCUCCCAUUAAUUGCUUAUUUUAUCCCUUUACCCCCUUCCUGAAGUCUAGUUCAAACAUUCAUUUAUGGCGAAUGUAAAAUUACCCUUGAUGUAUGAAUUAGCAGUAUUUUCCAGCUCUUCCAUAAACUUUAGUCCUUCUCCCUACCUGCCACCAAAAAAACCCAAAAACAAACAAAAAAAACAAAGCAAAAAGAAAGAAACAAAACCCCAAGAAUUUUAGUCCUUUUUCAGCUAUUUCCAGAGCUAUUUGGGUCUCUCGUUUUGUGUCUUGAGUUUUCUCAGUCUACUGGUGGGGCCCUUUCCACCUACCACUAAGCCUUGGCAAGAUCAUCUUGUGGCCUUAUUAGCUCUUGCUCGUUGGUGAAAAGGGAAAGUGCCCCAGGUGUGACUGGCUGACCCGCCUCCUCCGCAGUCCACCCUCCUGCAGUGAUCAUUAGGGCAGGCAGGAACAGGAGAGUUUGACGCUCGUUCUGUCAGGUUACUGGAUUGAUUCUUUAUGUCUUAAAAGAGUUAUACUGGCCAAAGCAUACAUAACUCCUUUUGGUCGUCUGUCCGCACCUGCCUCUCCCUCUUUGUUCCCCUGCCCGGGUCACUGCCUCUGUCUCUCUCCAGGUGCAGCCCUCUGGAGCUGUUGUGUAGGGCACUCUUGCACUUCCUUGCUCUUCUCCCAUCUCCCAGCCUCACCCAGCUGUCUUCUUUUCCGGGCUAGGGUCUUCUGUUCACAAGUGUCCCUCACCCUGGAUCUCCCUUCUCUCGUUCACCAGGCUCCUAGGCUAGCCACUAGGUCUCUCUGCUCCUGUAGUAUUUCUUCAGCUCUCCUCUGCUUUCUGCCCCCCUAGAUGCAGUGUGUCCCCAGAGGCCUGGCCCCAGGACUCUGAGGCAUCAGAGCCAGGGUCCUGAGUGGGUUUUCUUGAGGAUGAGGUAGGAUGGGAAGAGGCAGGAAAGAGGAGGCGCAGUAUUGAUCUCAGCAGAAGACCCCUGUUUGGUGAAGGUCUGGCCUGCCUGGGAAAUUGGUGACUAUUGCUCUCAGCCAUUCUUACUGUGAGGAGUUAGGUUACAGGGGGAGAAAUUCAUCCCUCUUGUCCCUCUUUCUUCCCCAUUAAGACUUCUCAUCUUCCUUUGGCUCUGAACUAUGCAGUUUCUACCAGGGCCAUAGGAAGCAAUCCAAAGCCAGAGGCCUGUGGAUAGAUAGGUCAGCUUUAAUAGCCUGUCAGUAUGAAUCCCUUCCAGUUGUCCCAGAGCCACCUUCUGCCAUCUGCCCAAGCCAAGAAUGUCCUUUUCUCCCUCUCUCCUACCUCCAUCUUAAAUUUACAUACAGAAUAACUGCCAGCUUCCUUUCUUAGUUUGUCUUCCAGAAUUGGCUGUCAUGGGGGAAUGAGGGAACGUUCUAAGCUGCAAGAUUCCCAUCUUCAUAGAUGAUACACUGGUGAGCCAGGCAGAGGACAUGUUCUAUUGCGUCUGUUUUAAUUUCCCCUCCUGCUUUUCAGAGCCGGUGCUGAGCAAGACACACCUGGUGAAGAGAAAGGAGAGAAAACAUGAUUUUCUCAUCCUCUACCACCCGGGACCCAACAGGAACAGCCCCUGAGGUGACUCAGUCUAGCAAAUGGCAUGGCAGAUGGUCAGGAUGCCACUUACCACCUCCAGGGACUUCAUUUGCCUUUAACAGUUCACAGCCAUAACUUGUACUCAGGACUUUUCCUUUAGACGGCUGUGCCCUGGGACUUCUGCUUUAGUUGUGUUUCAUUUUUUACUUUCUUGAUUUCCCACCAGCAGCCUUGCCCUAAAGCUUGACUGAGUUUAUGGCUCCUAAGGAGCCUUCGUAAGACCCUUGACUAUUUUUCUUCCCACUUUAGUCAAGUGUUUUUCAAGAUAAGAAUCCUUUUGUCACUGCACACAUGCCCUGCCUUACUGCUUGGCCUUGGAGGAAGUUUGAGUCCUGUCUGUCUGUCUGUCCCUGGGUAGGAUAGCUAAUUUAUUUAGAGGGUCUUAUUUAGUUUCUUAGUCCCCACGUCUCAUUCUCUUGAGUCCUUCAUUUUCAUUGGUAGGAAGUUAUUAGGGACCUAAAUGAGGGGCAUUGCCAGAACCUAAGUAGUAAAGCAGUAGGAAGGGGCAGGACAGAACCUCCUAGAUCACUCUUUAGGUGGUCCGUGACUAUUGCUUAUCCUGAGACUCUGUCAUAGUUAAGGGGAAUGUCACGUACCUUGUUACUGCUGCCAGCCCUGUGGCCACUCCCCUUCCCCUCUGCUUUCCAAACUCAUCUGGACCAGAACCAAACAUCAUGGAGGGUGUCACUUAGCCCUUCUUACUGACCAUGGCCUUUCUAGGGGCCUAAGGGAAGAUACUUUCUGAAAGGAGCUGGGAGUAUGGAUGCCUUGGGACUCUUCUGAGUGAACACAAGACUCCGGCCUCCCGCCUCAUCUGAGAGAGACAGCUGGUAGAUAACCAAGGCCAUAGAGAAAGGUACCAGACCAGGUUUGCAGUCUUGCAGACUUUGUCCUAGUCCUUUCAAAGAAAGCUUGCUCGGAAUUGAAAAGUCUGGGAAAGCUUCCCUCACUGCUAAAGAAAGCUAGAAAAAUAGGCCCUCCCUUACUCUUUCCCUGUUGGUUGUAUGCCCCAAAUCUGGCUUCCUUCAGCCUCCACUCCUCUCCUUGGCCCUGAGCACUAGACCAUAUACUCCUGGUAGUGGUAAACAAGGAGAUGGCCUCACUGAACCUCUUUCACCUUGCCGCCUUCCCUGUGCCUGUUCUGUUGUUCUUGGCUCCUAUCCUGAUUCACUGCCCUCCAGCACCACCCAUCCUGGUUGACGGGGUACUUAACUAUAACCAUGCCCUGUCUAUAGCCUGAACCACCAAGCAGACACCAAAAUAUUCCUCCUGUGGUUUCUGAGGCUCCCGUGCUCCACACUGAGAGGCUCCUUUAAAGGUGCUAGCCCUGAGACCGCCCUUCCCCCCGAAAGCUCCCUCUUUCUUUCAUGACUUCCUUCCCAUCCCCAAAUCAUUAUUUUUCAUUAAUAUUGUACAUUGUAUACACAGGAAGGAAAUGUAUUCUUUUUUUUUCUUUAAUUUCAUAACCAGUCCGUUUAGAAUCCAGUCCUCCUAGUUAUAUCACAUAUGCCUUUGUUGAUAUGCUCUUUCUGCUUUCUUUAGACUUUUGUUUGACAGGGGCGGAGGGAGGAACAGGACAGGCGAGGGUCCUAAGGCAGAGUAGAGGAUCCCCCUUCCUACUUCAGCCUCCCACAACCCUAACCAUCCCUCUCAUAGUAUAGAACUGAUUUCUCUCUGUUUGUGUUUGCACACAUGCAUGUACACAGACAUAAAUCCCCACCCA